Mercenaria mercenaria is the source of this 5536-nucleotide messenger RNA. RefSeq lists its product as uncharacterized. The transcript is spliced from 9 exons. Bases 266 to 3307 code for a protein of 1013 amino acids. The record is from RefSeq and is a predicted model, not a curated record. Lineage: Eukaryota; Metazoa; Mollusca; Bivalvia; Venerida; Veneridae. Gene Ontology annotation, biological process: signal transduction. Gene Ontology annotation, molecular function: protein binding.
GAAAUACCCAAUAUCUUGCGAGUUUAUAACUGAUAACACAUAUUACUGAUUCAAUGUACAAUACUACACAGUCUAAGUUGCGAUAGUAAUUGACUAUCUUCUGAGUGAAAGGAUAUAAACGCAAGACAUAAAAAGAAUUAUAGAAGACGUUGAUGUAUUUGCGUGUUGUUGACGCUUAAAUAACCGAGACGUGUUAUGUGAUGGCAUGGGCGCACAACAACAACUGACCUGAAAUGAGAAAGUAAUUAAGGUUCGGUCGGCUGUCAUGGCUGAAGCAAAAGUUCCUAAAGAAGUGUCUUUUGACCCUUACAAGUUGUUAUUAUAUCACAAGGCGAUUCGUACAGGAAAAGAAAGAGAAAAUAUCCUUCGCAUUAAUAUCGUAGGUAAUUACGCUCAAGGUAAGACGUCUUUAGCUAGAAGAUUAUUUGGACAGACAUGCGAAGGGGUCACAACUACAAACGGUAUAGAAAUAAACAGACGUACAUGUCGCUUAGCUGACAGUGGUAUCCCGACGUUCACAUCCGCUGAAUAUGAAAGUCACGAGCAUCGUCUUGCAAAAGUUGCAUCUUCCAUAGACAAAUCAAAACUAUCAGAAAGAUACAAAACUGAAGUUUUCUCACUACCCGACAUAAAGACAGAAGAAAUAGAACAACCUACUGGGCUAUCUGCUGAAGAGUAUGCUGCAUUCUCUAGAAAUGUAGAAAAACAUAACGACACGUCUCCAAAGUACUUUGAUAUCUGGGACUUCGGUGGUCAGUACAUAUUUUAUGCUACUCACACGUUGUUUCAUAGCAGUCGAGCAUUAUAUCUGUUGGUAUUUGACUUAACAAAGCCUUUGGAUACAGUUGUUAGAGACGAAGAAUAUCCGGGAGAGACCGGGGAUAGAAAUAUGGAAUACUUUGCGAGAUUCUGGAUGGAAAGUAUUCAUGCUUACGUCGGCCCAGAAGCACAGGUUAUACUUGUUGGUACGCAUAAAGACAAACUUGAGAGAAAUGAGCUGCUAUGGGGAAAAUACUUCGAAGAAGUAAGAUGUUUAUUUGACGACACUGAUUUGAUACAUCAUAUCCAAAAGGAAGACUUUGCUGUGGAUAAUCAUGAUAUGUCAGACCUUGCUAUAGCUGAUCUCUUUAGCCUGAUAUUGAAAAAGCACCAAGAGCUAACCCAAUUUGUUGAGAUCCCUGCACGUUGGAUACAACUUGAGAAAGCACUAAGAAAACAAAACUUUUCCCCGAUAAUUUCAUUUCAAAAUGUGAUCGAGAUAGACAAAGAAAGUGAGUAUCCUCUCCGUGAUGAAGAACAACUUAAACUCUUUCUCCACUAUCACCACGAAAAAGGUUCAUUAUUUUUCUUCGACGAAGACCCGUUAUCAGAUUGUAUCUGUCUUGAGCCUAGAUACCUAAUAGAUGCCUUCAAAUGCAUCAUAACGUCAGAACGGUUCUGUCGAAACGACCCAGGUAUUCGUUCCCAUUGGAAAGCUUUGACAAAGGAAGGCCGAUUAUCAAAUAAUUUAAUAGAUAAUGUUUGGUCCGACAAAGCGCAAAACUUUAUGAAACACAAAGUUGCUCUUCUUGGGUUCUUAAAGAAACACAAUAUCAUAGCAGAGGUAACUGAAUACAAUGUCGACACGGAAGAGAGGAAGCAGAUGGAUUGGUACAUUGUCCCAAGUUUACUGCAAGAUCACAGCGUAAAGAAAGAAAUGACGUCUUUUUUGACUGGAAAACACCAAUCAAAUGUUCGAUAUUCGCUUCAGUUUGAAAGCUCAGCAAUGGUACAUAUGACAUACUACAGAAUAGUAUGUACAGCACUAGGCCAAUGGGAUGUUGUCAACUAUGGUAAAACAGAUUUGCUGUUCGAAAACUUGUGUGUGUUUAGAAUGGACGAUCAUGCGGGAUUAAUAGAACAAAGAAAAUGUAGUGGGACGAUUGAACUCAGACUUAUCCAUUUAAAGCGUCGUCCAGUUGAAAGCCGUCUUGCAGACAAGCUUAGGCGUUUCGUCGAAUCAGUUAUUAUAAAUGUGUUUAGAAGAUUGAAGUAUCAAAAAGGGGAUGGUGUCCAACAGUUUACACGUGCAUACAGAUGCAACCACGCUGAACAUGGCCCAGGUGGCAGUAGUAAGUUGACAUUGUUAAAGGAAGAUGAAGAUGUAAUUUGUCCAGAUAAUUUCAGUCAUGACAAUUUUGACAAUAGAACAGCAAAAGAGGAAUGGUUUCCGAAAGAAGAUAUAUACCCAAAUGUGCAACUUACUGAGAAAAUUCUUGGUCAGAUCGCUCAGGGAGUAAUCGGUGAAAACUGGCAACUACUGGGAAACCAGCUUGGAAUAGAUAGAGCAGAAAUCUAUCGUAUCAAUGAAAAGCACCUUGAAAUUGAAAUGCGUAUAUUUUUAAUGCUAUGUAAGUGGAAAGAGAGAUCAGCUGACACGGCUACUUUGAAAAUGUUAGUGGAAGAGAUUGAUAAAUGUCCACGUGUACGAAUUUGCUGGGAUAAACUAAGAAACAUCAAAGACAAGUAUCUCCGAGAACAGGAAAAAGGCCAGAUUCAGCCAUUAGUCGACAAAAGCGUUGAAAUCGAUAAUACAUUGACAUUGGAGUGUAAAAUAAGCAAGCCUAAUGUCCAAGUAACAUGGCUGAAAGAUAGCACACCUUUAAAUCCUGAUGGUCGCAUCACUAUAUCUUCAGAAGGGUGUCAUCAUCAGCUUGUAUUGGAACAUACAACAAUGGAAGAUGCUGCAAAAUACACAUGUGUAUUUGGAGAUUCUAAGACGGAAUGGUUGGUACAAGUUGAAAACCAUCAUAGUCCUUUCAAGUUUGUCAAAGAACUCAAAGAUAUAAAGAUAGAAGUUGCACCUAACACGGCUACAUUUAUUUGUGAGGUAAACACAAGUGAAUCACUGGUGGAAUGGUACUUUCACAAUCAGCAUAUAGAAAAGUCAAACAAGUAUGAAAUGAUAGAUGAUGGACCUGUUCACAAGUUAAUAAUAAGAGAUGUGUCAGAGGAAGAUGAAGGAAAAUAUUCGAUAAUAGCAAACGGAUUAAGGUCUGAUGCUACACUGAAAAUUGAAGUAACAGUGAAAGAAAUAUACUUGUAUCAGCAAGGUAGAAGACUAGAAGAAACAGUGAAAGAAAGAUUCUUGUAUCAGCAAGGUAGAAGACUAGAAGAGAUAAAUGUAAUGGACAGAGAGAAAAUAUACUGUGUUUUAUGUCGUAUGAAAACCAAUACAAAUAACAUCGUCGUUUCUAAUCAACACGGAAGAGGACGACAAGAAGGUAUUUGUUCUGUCUGUCAUAAGAAAAAGAGUAUGUUGGUGUAAUAUAUGAACUGACAGUUGAGCAAUGAUAAUCUGAUCGGACGAAAAUUGACUAUGAUCAAUAAUCACAGUAAAUCAACAAACAACCUCUGCUGCGUAUAGCGUUGGUAAACGGAAUACUACAAUUAAUUUCAUAAUUAUGUCUGUAUAUCAAAUAGAACAAUAGUUUACUUGGUUCAUUUGUUGGGUUUAACAUCGCACCGACACAAUUUUAGGUCAUAUGGCGACUUUCCAGAUUUAAUGGUGGAGGAAGACCCUAGGUGCCCCUCCGUGCACAAUUUCAUUACGAGCGGGCACCUGGGUAGAACCACCGGCCUUCCGUAAGCCAGCUGGAUGGCUUCCUCACGUGAAGAAUUCUACGCCCCAAAUGAGGUUUCGAACCCACAUAGAUUAGGGGCAAAUGGUUUGAAGUCAACGACUCUAACCACUCGGCCACGGAGGCCCCUUUACUUGGUUCAGUAUUGCCCAAUCAGUUAUAGAUAUGAAGAAGAACUGUAUUAAAAUUGCUUUAUAUAGCAGAAAUGUUGUCAAAUGAUUUACUAAACUCAUACAAAAUUUUGGCGUGCGCUUUGAUAGCCCAUUUCUAUGUAUAUCUUUCAAAAUAGCGAUGAACACUUAUUUCUGUAAAACAUGUAUGAAAUUAUCAUUAUGUAUUUGUUUUGGGUAAGGAUGAUCGCGUGAUAAAAAGAUGUUACAGUGUCUUCGUCAUGAUAUAACCAAUGCGUUUUAUGAUAUGAAGACAUCAUAUUAUUGUAAUCAGCAUAUAUGCAAUUAAAGUUACUUCAAGGGACAACACACAUCUUUUUAAAAAAAAGCAUGAUGACAGUGUAAAUUAUAGUCGUGGCAGACAAGCAAAUUCUGUUAGUUGCUGUCCUCCUUCCAACGACGGGUUUAGAAAGUUAUUUAGUUCAAACCAUUGUAUAAAUCUUUGUAAUAUGCCUAACAUCUAGCUAAAGUUCUCGAAAUGUUAGAUUGAAGUUCAUGUAGAAAAUUAAUGCAUAAUCAAUAGUUAUGGUUACAGUUAGAGGGAGCUGUAUUCUUUGCUUUGCCGUCGGAUACUAUUCUUAGACUUGUUUUCUUAUCCCUUUUCUUUGUUAUCUUCUGUACAACAGAACGUUCAUUUUAGCCCGAUGAUGUUUUUUCAUAUGAAAUUAAUUUCACUUGUCUAAAGCAUAUACGAAACCGAUAACUAAUUACGAAAAACUUGAUUUAUUUCAAUUUUACAUUGAAAAAAAGUUCGUUUGUUGUUAACUUUUUUUUUCAAACUGCGUUUAACAAAUAUAAAAAUAAGUUCGUUAACUACAACAUUAAAGUAUACAAGAACAUACAAAAAAUGACAAAAACGAAUGCCCCUGCUUGUUACGCUCUUACAUAUCUACCAUUUUGUUAUCAAAACAUACUUAAAUGUUUAUUUUUAUUUGCUUUGUCCUGUAACUUUUGGAACCUGGUGGGUCCAGUUGACUAGUUUGGACUCCUGCGUGGUGUUUUCGUUUGUAUGAUAAGUAGAAGCGUAGAGUUUUUAGUUAUGAUAGAAUCUUACUGAAAGAACCAGACAUGUUCCGCUUAAGAGAUACCUAGUAUUUACAUGAGAAUAACAUUACAUAGUAUCACUUUGUCCAUGUUCUUUGAUGAGAAUGAUAUAACAUUUCUCUAUUUUGAGAGUAACCUUACAUAUUACUACAACUUCUCCUUUUGUUUUGUACAUGAUAAUAACAUUCACAUUACUACUUUGUUUUUGUACAUAAGAAUAUCAUUACAUAUAAUUAUUUUCUCUUUAUUUGUUUUUGUACAAGAGGAUAACAUUACAUAUAACUACGUUCUCCUUGUUUGUUUAAGUACAUGAUAAUACAAUUACAUAUUACUACUUUCUCCUUGUUUGUUUGUGUACAAGAAAAUAACAUUACAUAUUACUACUUUCUUCUUGUUGAUUUUACAUGAGGACGACAAUAUUACAUAUUACUACCUUCUCAUUGUUUGUUUUUGUCCAUGAGAAUAAUAUUACAUACUAAGUAUUACUAUUUUCUCAUUGUUUGUUUUUGUACAUGAGAAUAAUAUUGCCUAUUUAUUCUUUCCUUUUGUUUGUUCUUGCAUGGGAAUAACAUUGAGUAUACUACUUAAUCCAUGUUUGAAUCUUUUUUUGCAAAAUAAGAGUUACUAUACAUAUUACUUCUUUCUCUUUUCUUUUUAAAUCGAAAUAACAUUAAAAAAUUACUACUUUCUCAUUGUUAGUUG